Messenger RNA from Diabrotica virgifera virgifera (western corn rootworm), 15354 nucleotides. Its product is annotated as AMMECR1-like protein. Bases 77 to 775 code for a protein of 232 amino acids. The transcript has 3 exons. NCBI's taxonomy places the organism in Eukaryota, Metazoa, Arthropoda, Insecta, Coleoptera, Chrysomelidae. The record is from RefSeq and is a predicted model, not a curated record.
CCUGCAACCUUGGCAGCAGCACAGCUGGUGGAGUGUGGAGUGUUUACCUGUGUUGGUUGCUGGAAAGAAAAGUGCGAUGGCUGCUGGUUGUUGUGGUACAAAGAAACAAAAACUGAACAAUUCCGCCAGCAUUCCGUCAUGCAAUGGAUCGUCAGUCGUCCAUAACGGAAUCAGCAACGGCCUGGGAACCGUCGCUCUUCCAGAAAUGUGUUUCUUUUGUUUCGAUGUCCUCUACAGUCAUUUAUAUAACCUCGCUCCUCCGAAGAACCCGUCAUUUAGCAAUGAUGCAUAUCCCUUGUUUGUUACCUGGAAAAUCGGAAAAGACAAGAGACUUCGAGGCUGCAUCGGUACUUUUAAUGCCAUGAAUCUACAAUCAGGACUCAGAGAAUAUGCCAUAACAAGUGCUUUAAAGGACUCUAGGUUUAGCCCAAUAACUCGCGACGAAUUCCCCAAACUCAGUGUGUCAGUGUCGAUUCUCAGACAUUUCGAAGAUGGUGACGAUUACUUAGACUGGCAAGUCGGAGUUCACGGGAUUCGGAUAGAGUUCAUUAACGAAAAAGGGAACAAGAGAACUGCUACUUACUUGCCAGAAGUAGCAUCUGAACAAGGUUGGGAUCAGCUGCAAACCAUAGACUCGUUACUUCGGAAGGGGGGCUACAAAUCAGUGAUAUCAAGCGAAGUGCGCCGUACAAUAAAACUUACUCGUUAUCAAAGUGAAAAGAUAGCAGUGACUUAUCAGGAAUAUAUGAACCAUUGGAACAACCAGCGCUGCUAGCGGUUAGUGUGGGGGUGCCCCUUAGUACCACCCCCACAUCUGCAACCUCCGCAAUCUUCGUCGUACACCGCAGUGCCCACUUUCUUAAUGGUGCAGCCCCCCCUUCCGAUUCCGACCUACGGGCCCCCCGCCGUGGGGCCCCCUGCCCAUGCUACACUGCCCAUGUGGUGGGACAAUUAUCCGGGGACUUCUUAUCAGCAGGAUUUACCCGGACUGUCGCCGCCCGAAUCUCAGUAUAACGUUUAUCAUAAUUUCUUUCGUAAGCCGAACUGACCAAUCAGUUGUUAGAUCUAUCGAUGAAGAGAUCUCAUCAAACAAAAUCCUUCAAACGCUAUCACCUAUUCCCACUGAUUAACUCGCUAAAGAGCUAAAGAAUUUUGUACAUACGAGGUAAUGCCUUUUUGUGAGCUCAAAAUACAAAUUAUAUUUAAAAUAAAAAUUUAAAAAUAACGUUAACUCUUACAGAGAUGUAAGCUGGAAAUGUUGAAAUUAGAGGUAGGUAACAUCUUUCUUCCGCGUAACAGUUUGUUUCUGAGAUAUUGUAUUCAAAACGACCCAAAUCAAUUUAAUACAUCACUUAAUAUCUAACAUACAUCAGCUGUCAUCAAGCACGAAAUAAUUCAUUUAAAUUAGAAAUAAUAGUCAAAAUUUAUCAAACAUUUGGUUAUUCUAUUUGGUGCCAGUUCUUCCUGCCUUUUCUUUACUGUCGUCUCUCCAUCUUUUUUGUGCUCUUCCUAUGCCUCGUUUAUGUGUUCUUGGUCGCCACUUUAUUACCAUUUCCAGACGGACCAGACUCAGUAAAACAUAGGUUAAAAAUAAAGUAAAUAUAUUCAGGAUAUUUAUACAGGGUGUAACAAAAAUAUGGGUCAUAAAUGUCCCAAAUGGCCCAAAACAUAUUUUGGGACCAAAAAUAGUUCGAUUGAACCUAAUUUACCUUAGUACAAAUAUGCACAGAAAAAAGUUGCAGCCCUUUGAAGUUACAAAAUGAAAAUCGAUUUUUUCUAAUAUAUCGAAAACUAUUAGAGAUUUUUUAUUGAAAAUGGGCAUGUGGCAUUUUUAUGGCAGUAUCAUCUUUAAAAAAAAUUAUAGUAAAAUUUGGACUCCCCAUAAAAAUUUUAUGGGGGUUUUGUCCUUUUAAACCCCCCCAAACUUUUGUGUACGUUCCAGUUAAAUUAUUAUUGUGGUACCAUUAGUUAAGCACAAUGUUUUUAAAACUUUUUCGGCUCUUAGUACUUUUUCGAAAAGUCAGUUUUUAUCGAGAUAUUUUGAAUAUUUGUCAAAUCCACCACAUAUUUGUAUAUGGUUAAGUACGAUUAUGGAGCCUAGGUGAUAAUAUGAAAAUUUAUUUAUGAUUUACAUUUUUAGGUAUAUUUUGAACCAUAUUAAAAAAGAAGCAUUAUCGAAAAACUACAAAGAGGCAAAAAAGUUUUGAAAACACUGUGUUUACCUAAUGGUACCGCAGAAAUAGUUUAAUUGGAACGUACACAAACAUUUGGAGGGUUUAAAAGAACAAAUCCCCCAUAAAAUUUUGAUGUAAACAUAUUCAAAAAGAAGUCGCAACUCGAUAAAAACUGCCUUAUCGAAAAAAUACUAAGAUGCAAAAAGUUUUAAAAAUAUUGAAUUUAACUAAUGGUACCACCAUAAUAAUUUAAUUGGAACGUACACAAAAGUUUGAGGGUAUUAAAGGGAACAAAACCCCCAUAAAAUUUUUAUGGGGUUCACAAAUUACACUAUAAUUUUUCUUUAAGAUGCUCCUGCCAUAAGAAUGCCACCUGUCCAUUUUCAAUAAAAAAUCUCUAAUAGUUUUCGAUAGAUUCGAAUAAAUCGAUUUUCAUUUUGUUACUUCAAAGGGCUGUAACUUUUUUUUAUGUGCAAAGGACACCGCACACAUCUUAUGGAAAAUAUAAUGUCACUCAAAUUCAAUAAAAUGUAUACGAAUAGACUCGUUUUAAAUGAACGGUCAAUUCUUAUCAUUGCGCCAACUCUUAAUUAUGAUUAAUUACGGCGCAAAUUGCAAUUAAAGUUUAUCGAAAUCACAUUUUUGGAGUCCAUAAACGUGUCAGUUAUAAUCACUAUUGCUCUGGGUGCUAUUCAAAACAAUCUAAACCCCGCUGGGCCUAAGCGGAUUAGUGAAACUAUUAUAAUAAGUUGCUUAAUAGCCCGAGAAGAUUUAUGAAGUACCGAUAAUUUGGGUAUUUUAAAAUAUUUUUUCUCUCUUAUGUACCUACCCAUUUGAUUUCAGAUUGAUUUAUAUCAAUUUCUGCUCUUAUUAUUAAAAAUUAAGAGUUGGCGCAAUGAUAAGAAUAAACCGUUAAUUUGAAACGAAUCUAUUCAUAUAAAUUUUAUUGAAUUUGAGCGACAUUAUAUUUUCCAUAAGAUGUGUGCGGUGUCCUUUGUACUAAGGUAAGUUAGGUUCAUUCGAACUAUUUUUGGCCCCAGAAUAUGUGAAUUACUUUAUGACCUGUAUUUUUGUUACACCCUGUAUACAGUUCAAAAUUAAAAAUAACAAAAUAUAAUGUAAUUCUCUUUUCGUCCCGUUACGGAGAAAACUCGCUCGAUGGGUGUCUGCAAAAAAAAUAAAGUUAUAUUUAUUAUUAUCAAAAGAAAAUAUCUCUACACUUCACUCCAGUGUAAGGCACAAACAAUCAAAAUACUAAUAAUUACACGGACAUCCAUAUAACUCCGAUCGGAGCUGCCGUAGCUGUUCACUCCAAUGCUACACGGCGUCCGUUCUAAUACGAGCGACGGAUUUCUUUAAUGCGGAGUUCCACCACUUAGGUUGGCCUGCCUGUUCACUACACUAGCUGCCAGGGAGUCCAGAGGUUGCCAGAUGAAAUUUCUGGAUCUCUCUAGACGGGAGCUUCAAAUUCCCCUAGAAAUCCGUAGGUCAGUUCCCAAGCACAGAACAAAAAAUUGUUUGCUAUUCCGUGUGUGAGAACAAAAAAAGAAGCAAUUGUUAUUUGUCAGCUGUCAAUUUAAUAUUAUAUGACGUCAUUCUUCUUUUUCUUCUUUUUUGGGGCUAUGUCAUUGACAAUUUACCCAGUUAAAUCAGGAAUAAGAAGUUGUCAGCUGUCAAAUAACCUCUAUCUUCUUCUUAUUCAUUUUUUGGACUGUCCUUGACAAUUUACCCAGUGAUGUACCUAUGAAAGGAAGAAAACUGUAUCGUUAAAUCUGAAUUCUACAUCUUUAAUCACUGUGUGCUAGGUGGCGCCAGCAAGAAAUAUAAAAAUUAUGCCAAACUUUAAAAAUCCCUAGAUUUCAAAGAUAAAUCAAGAAAAAUCCCUUCACUGACGCUCGAAAAAGCCCUAGAUUCGGGGAAAAUCCCUAGACAUGGCAAGCCUGCCGUUCGGUAGUCUCCUUAAGUACGCUCUCGGCCGCCCUGCCUCGAAUGCUUCGGAGAAGUGGAAAUGAGUGGGGUAUCGGGUUACGCGGAUGCCGGAGCGCCAACGGUUCUCUACUGCCGAUGUCGUGCUGAAGGCACAUCAUUACUGCCUUUGACAGAAAUGUCAUGUGUGAUAAAAUUUCAGUUUCUCAAUCUUUGAAACCUCUAUUCAACAUUACCAACUUACCAAGCUAUAUAUGCCUUACGCAUUCUUCUCCCACAUUACCCAGUUUGUACCUGAAUGUAGAUAUUGAGCUUUCCUAUUUAACUAUUUAAAAUGAGAAUCCACAAACAGGCAUUACUUUUUUCCAGUCUAUUAAUAGUUUUGUUUGAAAUUGAUGACAUGCAGGUUGUUAUAGGUAAGUGAAAACGAAAAGUAACAAUUUUGAGAAAAUUAUCUUUAUGGAUACAUUUUACGCAAUGCUGAAACUUUUGCUUUGCUUAUAUCUUGCAGCUGCUUGGAAAUGAAUUGACGGGUUUUGUUUUUUGAAAUUUGGACCUAGCUAUGUUACUCGAACAGUUUUUGAUUGUUAUAUAAUUAUGUGGUUGUACAGCCGGUUCCUAAAAAAACUGAUACGACUCUUAGUAAGAUUUGAUCAUGUUGAGCAGUGUAUUUGAUUGAUCUGACAUUAUAUUUAUUAUGACAGACAAAUAAUAAAAUAAACAAACAACAAACAACUGAUUACAUAUUAUGUUAAUUCAUAAAUUGUACUAAUUAUUAAGGUCUAAAUGUUUAUAUUAUUUUGAAUUCCUAUAUUUUAUAAAGAGUAUAUAAAUGAUAGUUUUUACAUCAAAUAGAUCACAUAAUUAUUGUAAACGUGGAUUAUACAACACAACAAAUUAAUAUUCAAUUCAGCCCUGUAACUUAUUAAAAUAAAUAUUAUAGAAGUUUUCAGGGACUUUCAGCCCUCGAUAAUAAUGUAGUCUUUCAUUUUGAGUUUAAAUUUUUCAAAAAUAUUUAUUAGUUUUCUCAGGAUUCGAAAAAAAAAUGAAUACAAUGAAAAUACAUUGAGAAUUGUGACAUGCGUCACAAUUUUGCAUUAACUCAAUGUAAAAUUCUAAACUGUUGAAUUACAGCUUCCCUAAUUAUUUGACAUCAAAUGACAUUAGACACUAUUUGUAGAGGAUUGAAAUCUGUAUUGAAAACAACUGUUAAAAUUGGUCUACGUAAUUAAACAUAUAUUCCAAAAUUUUGUAAAAAUGUAAUACAUUUCAGUUUUCAGCCCAAACUUAGGCCACACACAAUGCAAUAUGUUCACAACUGUCAAUAUUUUUAUUUUAUCAUCUAUUGUUUAAAAACAAUACAGUUGAUAAGAUACCCUCAGUUGCGGAGAAAGUAUUAAUAAUAAAGAUUAAUAAUAAAGUCUAACAACCGUGGAACAGAAUAAUCUAUCUGACAAAUUUUAAGAUUUGGCAGUGACAUUGACAGUAUGUAAAUAUUAAGUAUUUAUCCUUCAAAAUACACUGCUCAAUUUUCUACAAAAUACGCUUCAAGAGUCGUAUCAGUUUUUUUUGGAACCAGGUGUACAUUUCAAUUUUUUAAUCACUUCGAAUGUUUAAGAGCCAUAUACUGAUAAUACUUAUAAGUAUUAACUAAAAGUGAAUACUAACAAAUUUUAUAUCUAUAUCUUUUUUAUCAUUUAAUAUUAGACUUAUUCGCGGUUCCAUGCCCCGAACGUUGAACGUACUCAGAGGGAGAACGCCUGCGCAUUAGCUGUUCAGAGGGAAAAAUUCGACCUUCUCGAAUUCCCAAUUUUGUAAUGCGCAGGCGUUCUCCCUCUGAGGAUGUGCUCCACGAAUAGACCAAUUUUUUUCUUUAUACCAACUCAUUUUCAAACAUAAAAAUACCUGUAUUAUCAUUGGUCGUCCAGACAAUAAGAACGUUUUGGCAUAAAACAUUAAAAAAACAAAACACAUACAUUUUUUUAUUAACCCCACUUUUAUUACAAUCUAUCUAUACAACCUCAACCUAAAUGUUUAGGUAGAUAAUAGACAAUAAGUAAUAGGACUCAUAAUUGUAGUGUUACUACAUGCAGGGAGGCGUCCUUCUUGAAAUUAUUGUCGGAGUAUAGUGCCAGCAAAGAAUAUAUACUCUCCUAGAAGAAGAGUUUGAAUGGAACAGAUGGUCACGUUUAUUUGUCCCUUGAAAAUACCGUAGUCGUUGUCAGGCCACAGGCACCUACUCAGUAGGAACACAAGAUCCUAUGCUGAAACGUUACAGGGCAGUACCUUUCUAUUAACGUCUAUAUUCUUUGGUGUCAGCUUUUCAGAAACCUUGGAAACCACUGGAAGAAAACUGUGUCAGAAAUUGGAAACCUUUCUCUGGGAGUUGCUGAAGAGUUUUUCCAGUAAUAAGGUCGUAUCCUGGAGCCUUUUUGCAUCGUUGCUAUGUGUUAUUGAUGCGAAAGGUAGAGAUUACUGUUGCGCAUGAAGUCGCAGUAGUCGAAUCGUUUUUUUAUUUUCUAGACGACCAAAAGUGUAUUUUGAAUUUAAUUUACGACGUAUAUGGCUGAUCCAAUAUUUGUUCAUCGAUUGGUCGUAAUUUUUGUUAUGUUAUAUUGUAGAAGUGGUAGAUUUUGUUGACAAUUUUCUAUACUUGCCUAUUACCACAAGAACCAGCACCAAAGGUUUUACAUUCGGUAAAAUUCUACAGAAAAAUACAUCACAAAAAAAAAAAAGAACAAAAGAGUCAUGGGUUGAGUAACCUAUGAAAUCUAAACCUUUGGUUGGAUUGUCAAUGACAUUUUGAAUUGCAAAUAAAUCAAAUAAUAUUUAAUUGAAUAGAAAAAUCCAAAACUAAAAUUUUCUUACCAAAUUUACCCAGUGUAAAAUCUUAAGAGCGUUUUUAAUGUUAUAUAAGUAUCUCACGAUUGUAGUCAUCAGUUAAGCAAUGAUAAAACAGGCUGUGCUUUUUGAAUGAGCUGAUAGUCAGCUCACUGAAGCUAUGAGCAAGAUAGACACAACAAAUCAUUGACCAAAAAGAGAAGACAAAAUGCUUGAAGUUAUACAAUCAUUAACAUUAGUAAUGCGUUAUGCUGACAUUUUUGUAAUGAAGUUAGCUCCAGAUCUACUCUGAAUAAAGUGUUCUUAUUACCAUUUCAAUUAAAUUAUAAGGUUGUACGAGAGAAAACAGACGCUUAUUAGUUAUAGAGCGAAAAUCAACUAAUAAUUAACAAUAAUUAUCUUGCAUAAAUAUUGUAAGACUGUUCUAACCUCAAAUCAAUGACAGCAUGACAUUAGACUGAAGUGACGUAUAUACCAUUCCAGGGUGACGUCAUUUAAAAGCCGCUGAGGGACAAACAUCAUUUGUAAACAAAGUACAUUUAAUGCAGAAAACCAUUGUUUAAUUUAAGAAUAUCGUUAAAAUGCAAGCGUUUUCAGUUUUAAAGUGUUUCAGGAUAGGUGAAAGAAAUAAAGUGAAUUUUUUAGAACACUUGUCACACUUAAAGAACGAGGAGAGUUGUGGGUUAAGAAUACCAAUUUUCUAAUUAUACCGGUUUUUACAGCCCCUUUGAAAAUGUCAUAAUAUCCAAUAUUUGACAUUUUUGCGGUUAAAACCCACAGUUUCUUAAUAAUAAAACGAGAAAAAAGCAAAAAGUACACUGAAAACACAAGGUUUGCCCCUCAGUGACGCUGUCAAAGUCACGUGACCUGGCAUGGUCUAUACUUUAUAUAACUUAUAAACUUUUUUUGACAGUUCAAAAAGCAUAGCCAACUUUAUGUCUCGAAAAAAUAAUUGGAAUUUGCGGAUGUGAUUUGUAAAAGGCGGAACUGCUAAAGUGCUUUUUCGUUGAAACCAAUGAAAAAGCGGUUCGGAGUUGUGUUUGUGCAUUAUAUUUGUCUUAAGCGGGUGUUUUUUACGAUAUAAUAUAAUAGUUUUAUACUUUCUAAUUUUCAAAUUGUUAUAUUAAAAAUGUAAUUUGUAGGAUUUGGUUCUAUGUUAAAAUGAGCCUUUUGUUUUUGUAAAAUUAGUGUUCACUGGAAAGGUUUUCGUUUAUUUAAAUCGUUUUUAAGUUAAGAUACAAAAUAUUUAAAUACACAUAAAAAAUGUCUAAGGAACUCAAAAAGUUUUUUCAACAAAAAUUUUGUUUUUGUUUAUAAAUUCGCAAAGUAUGUUUGUUCGUUUGUUCGUGCUUCGCCGUCCCUGCAAAAGCUGGAGCAGAUCUACCGAUGGAUUCUUAUGUAGUUUUGUCUCCUGAAACCAAAUCUGAAAACUGCAUUUCGAUAUUUUGAUAUCUCAAACCAUUUUCGAGAUAACCGACCUCAAAGUCAACUUGCAUCUCGGUCUUUUAGUAAUUUUAGAUAGCGAGAUAAUUCUACAAUGGAGACACUGCUAAAAACGCAUUACACCUAAUCUACGUAAAAAUGCAAAUGAACAUUUCAUAUUAUUUCAAACUAUCGCCUGAUUUCGGCUGACAUUCGGCUAUAAACGCUUGUGAUCAAGACCGUAAAUUGCUGUCCCGAGAUACAAAUAUAGGGCAUUAAAACAUGCUGUCAAAAUUAAAUCAAUAUGGCGGCUGGGAGGGAAACAUAAUUGUUAUUCUGUUAGUUCUUAAUGCGUUUUAAAUCAAUUUAGUUACGUUAUUUUGUAAUUUUGUUUUGUAUAAGGAUUAAUUUAAUAUUUUCACUGGAAUAAUUAAUUUAAAAAGAAUAAAAGAAUAUGCCUCAUUUCCGUUGUGUAUUAAAGUGUGAAAUGCGAAGUAAUAAAGCGUGAUAAAGUUUAAUUUUAUCGGUUACCAUCAGUGCUAAAAUUUAAGCAUAAAACUGAACUAAAUAAGUUAUCAUCUGAGAGACAAAAACAAUGGUUAAAUGCUAUAAAAUGUCCUAUAAAAAUGCUAAAUAACUAAAAAUGUCCAUGUUACUUACGCUUGAUAAACUGUCUGCACUGUAGGUUAACCUUGAGGGAAAAUGAAUCUAUAUUAUUUAUUUUACCUACUAGCAACAUCAGAUUCUGCUAUAGAUUCUGUAUUGUGUACCAACAACUUUCGAAUACAUUCACUGAUGUUUAUUUAUUCACUGCUAAGUCGUUUAAGUACUUCUACAACUAAAAACUACACAAAAUCAACAACAAAAUGUUCGGAAAAUACAACUAAAAAACUAUUAAAGGUAAAAAACAUAAGAAACACAAUGUGGUACAAAUAUAAAUAAAUACAAUGCCUCCCAGCAGUGUCAUAAACGUCAAAGUCUUGGAAUGCCAUAUUGAAAAAUAUGGAAUAACAGUGGUGUUCCUUAGACAUUUUUGAUGAGUUACAUUUUGAUGAUGAUAUAUCACCACUACAUUACCAGUUCGUCUGGCUAUAGGCUAUUGAUUAUAUCGCCUGGUGAGAACAAUAGUGACGAAACUUUAAAAUGAACAUUUAGAGAUAAUCGUAUUUGAAGUUUUGAUGAAACUGCUAAACAGUAUAACUGACUUACAGGUAAUCAUUUUGCAAAAUUUUUCUAAUAAUGUGCUUUCUAGAUAUGUAAACCAAUUAGUAGAAGUAAUUUUAUUUGAAGAAAAGAUGGAUAUUAUAUUUAUUUUUGAUUUUUUUUCUGCGUUACGCCAUUAUUGCAUUAUCGAAGAUGUUUAAUUUGAUGUUUCGCCACUAUACUUUAAUACUAAUACUACAACAGUUUAGUUUCUGUUUUAAAUAAUUAAAAAAAUUACUUUUAAAAAUAAAUUAAACGCAUCAAAUAAAAUAUUUUAUUGUACACACCAGUUAUGCGCAAAAUGAAACUAAAUUACAAUAGAAAAAUAACAAAAUAAGAUCUUAAGUAAUAAUUAUGAAAACGAUAAACAUGAUAAAAGAUAAAAAGUAAGCAAAAGAACUAUGAAUAGUAAAAUUAAAUUCAUCAUUUUACUCACGUAUGUUUCGUAUUUCAAACUACUAAAGAAAUGAUUGUGAGUAGAAGGAAUUGAUUUAUUUUGUAAGACUUCUUUUUAGAAAUGAAUAUUGGUUCUAGAUAGUGUGGAAUUAAACAAUACUGAUCCAAAGUGGAUAGACGCUUUCUUGAUUUGCUAUUUCUAAGUACCUAAGAACGAUUGAAACUGAGUUUCUCUGUAAGAAGUUUUAUAAAAAAAACACAAAAGCAAAAAUGACCACACAGACAAAAGUGCUCAUUCGCCACUAUUGCACAUUGUACUACUAUCUUUAAUAAAAUAUCUAAUAUUUCAAAUACAUGUAGGCACGGCGUAAUUACAGAUUCGCCAGUAUUGAUAUAAAGUUUGGUGUGCUUUCGUCGUUAAUGCAUCAAAAUAUUUGACAAAUUCACAAUACCAUAAAGACUUGUAGGCGCCCUCUAGUAAUAAGGAAAUUAAAUAAUUGUUAGCCGAUAUUGCACAUAAAAGUGGGCAUAUUUAGAUGUCGAUUGAUGGACUUAACUCAAAAACGUUAAUUUUCGAGUUUCGCCACUAUUGUUCUCACUAGGCGAUAUUCAAAAUAAGAUAACUAAAAGGAACUACAACGUUAACGGGGUUUUAUUAUUUCAUAUGGUCAAUGGACAUCUAUAUAUGAAAAAACCGCGGAGUGCUACCAUUUAAAGGGGUGCGUUUUUGAGAAAUGGGUGAAUUAGUCCCUGGGCACAGGUUACAUUAGGGUGAGUUCUAUGCACUUUUGGUACAAACAUAUCUACAUAAAAAUUGUUCCUGGUUAAAUUUUCUAUCUAAAUAUCACUUUUUAAAGUCAAUGAUACUUUUUUUUACAAAAAUAUAUUCAAAAGAAAAAGCACAAAGAAACCCAAAAGAAAGAAAUUUUGUUUUUUGUCCCGUAACUUUUGUCCACGAGGAUAUAGGUAUAGACAUUACUUAACAGAAAAAAAACUUACAUAUUUUCUUUUUAAAAUAAUGUUUGGUAGAGGUAAUUCGGAUUUACAGUUUUCGAAAUAUGAUUUUUCAAAUUUCUCCACUCACAGCAAUUUUGGGCAAUUUUCCUUGUUAUUUCGCAAAUAUUGUUAAAAUGGUCUACUGUAUAACGUUGUACGACUUUUUUAAAGAGAUUAUGGUUUAAAGUUUUUAUACUUUUAACGAUUUCUUAUAAUAUAAUAUAAAAAUAAAAUAAUAUUAUUAUUAUAUAUUAUAUUAUAUAUUAUAUAAUAUUACAUUAUACAUAGUAUAUAAUAUAAUAUUAUAUUAUAUAUUAUAUAAUACCUAAUAUAAAAAAAUAUUAUUUUUUACAUUUUUUACGAUUAUUUUUGAAAUUUCUCAUUAUAACUUUUUUGCUUUUACAUUUAGGUAUAUAAUAUAUUAUAUAAUAAAAAAAGCUUAUUUUGUUUACUUUAAAAUAGUGUAUUACAAAAAUACUAGGAUUAUUUUUGAAUAAGAUAUUAUUUUUCAAAAUGUAAUAAGUACCUGCAACGAUUUUUGAUUUUAGGAUUAUUUUUUAAAUUUCUCAUUAUAACUUUUUUUUCUUGUACAUGAAUAUACUAUAUAUUGCUUAAUAACGAGGGCUUACUUUCUGUUCUUUAAAAUGGUAUAUCAUCUAUAUUUAAAUAAUGUAAACCGAGUGAUUCUUUGAUAUUUUUUUACCUGUAUUAUUUAAAAUUAUUUUUUUUACAAAAAUUACAUAAACAUUAGUCUUAGAAAACAUCAUUUUAGUUAAAAUUAUUUAAACGUUGACAUUUAAAAAAUUUUCAAAAUCAAAGUCCAUCUGUUCGUUAGCAUUAGCUUCAAUAUCUUCCUCUGACACCUCAGUUAUCUUAGAGUUCCCACGAUUAUUUAGUACCCUUGCACAUGCACCCUUGGCAGAAUAUUGAACAACUACUUCCUAUCUUCCUACAACCGCAGUUUGUUGUACAUCCUUUGGUACAUUUACAUGCUAUUUUUUCAAGCAAAGCUUAUGGUGCAGGAGCUUUGACAGUAAAUAUUGGAAUUAAUCCAUAUUUUGAAGUUUUCCCGGUCGAGUCAAGUGGAUCCAAAGUAUUACCUAUAAAAAAUAAGAUUCAAUCAUAACACACAAUCACAUAAAAAAGUUAUAAUGAGAAAUUUAAAAAUAAUCAUAAUCCUAAAAUCAAAAAUCGUUGCAAGUAUAUACUUAUUACAUUUCGAGAAAGCAUAUCUUAUUCAAAAAUAAUCCUAGAAUUUUUAUAAUACAGUCGAACCCGCUUAUUGGAAUAGCCGCCGUGCCAAGGAAAAGUAUUCCUAUAACAAGGAUGUUCUAAUAACCGAUCAUAUAAGCCUAGCAAAAAACGUUUUGGGACCUCAAAUUUCUAUUCCUUAAACCUGGAUAUUCCUUUAACCGGUAUUCUAAUAAGCGGGUUCGACUGUACACCAUUUUAAAGUAAACAGAAUAAGCUUUCUUUUUUAUUAUAUAAUAAAUACCUAAAUGUAGAAAAAAAAAAGUUAUAAUCGGAAAUUUAAAAAAUAAUCGUAAAAAAUAUAAAAACUCGUUAAAAGUAUAAAAUAUUGAAAAAGAUAACCUCUUUAAAAGAAGUCGUACAACAUUAUACAGUAGAACAUUUUAAAGGUAAUUGAUUUCUACCCCUCUUACAUGUACCAUUGCAUAUGCCUAAAGUUACGUAGAAAAAGUUACAGAACAAUAUUUGCGAAAUAACAAGGAAAAUUGCCCAAAAUUGCUGUGAGUGGCGAAUUUUGAAAAAUCAUAUUUUGAAAACUGUAAAUCCUAAUGGCCUUUACCAAACAUCAUUUUAAAGAGAAAAUAUGUAAGUUUUUUUUCUGUGAAGCAAUGUCUAUACCUAUAUCCCCGUGGACAAAAGUUAUGGGACAAAAAACAAAAUUUCUUUCUUUUGGGUUUCUUUGUGCUUUUUCUUUUGAAUAUAUUUUUGUAAAAAAAGUAUCUUUGACUUUCAAAAGUUAUAUUUAGAUAGUAAAUUUAACCAGGAACAAUUUUUAUGUUGACGUGUUUGUACCAAAAGUGCAUAGAACUCACCCUAAUGUAACCUGUGCCCAGGGACUAAUUCACCCAUUUCUCAAAAACGCACCCCUUUAAAUGGUAGCACUCCGCGGUUUUUUCAUAUAUAGAGAUUCAUUGACCAUAUGAAAUAAUAAAACCCCGUUAACGUUGUAGUUCCUUUGUAUAGUACAUAAUCAAUAGCCUACUAGUACCUAGCCACCGAACUAUGGCCGCCACGAUGGCUGGAAUUGCAACCAUGUAUUUGUUUCAAAAUAAUUGACUUGAAAAUAUAUUUAUACCGACCUAAAACUUUUCUAGUAAUAACUUCAUACUCAAUUUUAUUUUUGUUGAAUUUUGAAUCAAAUCCUUUAAAGUACCAAUAUAGUUUUGCAUUUGACGGCAAGAAUUUGAUGGAUUCAUUGACCGAGUAAUUGAAAAAAUAUGAAAUAAAAAUGAUAAAAUUGUUGAAAAGUAUGUAGAUUCUUGUAGAAAUACUGCAGAGAACCGAAAAUAAGUUCUUGUUAAAAUUAUCUACGUGCAUCGGAGUGACAAAUAGAAAAAGAGGCUAAGUUGUUGCUAAAAGCCAACAGAGCAUUUCGUCGGCCUAAUAUGAAAAAUGCGUAAGUCCAAAAUAUUCAAUUUUAGACUUUUGAUGACAUCUCUUAGCAUUAUCCUAAAGCUAUGUAUGGCUCUGUUUUCUUCUAAUAUGUGCAUAAGUCCAUUAGUGUUGAAAACCAUAUGAAAUCUGCACAAGUCCCGUAAGUCCGCUCUUGUUAGUGGCCAAACCGUUCAAACGUAUCGGUGCUUUUCUAAUGUUUAUACAAUAAAAAGUCUUUUACUAAAAACGUGAAUUUAAAUUGUUUAGGGACUUGCGCAAUUUUCACAUUAUAUUUAGUUGUAUACAAGUGGACUUACGUACGGUUAGUUUUUUGUCUCUCCUGUAAAAUCAGGUAUUUUGGACUUAAGCAUUUUUCACAUUAUGCCGACGAUUUGUUGUGUUGUGCUGUACUAUACUUCGCUUAAUGGUGCUUAUUAUUUUCGGUUCUUUGCAGAACUAGAUCAUAAAAUAUUAAAAAUGAGCUCACUGUGUACACACCAAAUGUGUUCAAAAGAACUACAUACCAAAAAAAGGUGAAAGCUUACUUGGUGAUAUAACUACAGGGUAACAUAUUGAUUAGUUUGUAUAGUGUGUCUCAAAAAAUCGACGUUAAAUAACAUGUUUAUUUGAUUCAGACUUUCUUUACUUCUUUCUUUCUCCCCUUCCUUUUACCCUAUUCAGAGUGUCGGAUUUGGGCUCGCUACUUAAGUUUCCAUUCACCCAUUCAUUUCUAUUUCCUGUCAUUAUUUUCAAUUCCUCGAGUGAUUUUUCUUUAACUUUUCUCGCCUCUACUACUUGCUGUAUCCAUUUUUUCUUGGUCUGCCUCUUUUUUCUUUUAUGAUGUUCUUUGCUUCGUGGAAUUUUCUUGUAAUUCUGUUGGGUUGCAUCCUCAUCAAAUGCCCAUACCAGUUAUUUAUCUCUGCUCGUUUAUUCAUUAUUGGUUAUUCAUUCUCCUAAUAGUCUCGUUGCUUAGUCUAUCCCAUUUUGUCUAUUUUUCGAGAAUUGUCCAGUUUUCACUUGCAUAGAGCACAGUCGGUAUCACUAUUGUGUUUUGGGUCUAACGCAUAGUAUAACUUGUUUUAUUUCUUUCCUCUAUUUGUUAUUUCCCGGUAUUUCUCUUUAUUUCAGUAUCUUCCUUAUCUGAUUUGCCGUUGAUGAUCAUUAUCUUACCUUUUUCUCGGUUAUUUCCAUUUUUAGUUCUUUUAUUUGCUCUACCCAUAUAUCCAUUACUUUCUGCAUAUUCUUCUCAGAAUCUGCUAUUAGUACUAUCUGUCGUCCGAGGACAUAAGGAUUCUAUUUUUACCGCUGCAAUCUAUGGUAUCCUAUUAUUGUCUCUAGUUGGUUGGUUCUUACUUUAGUGAUUCUUAUUAAUUCGUUCUCAAGCAUUCCCCUACAAUUUGUCUUUCUAUCGUGUCAAAUGCUGCUCUUAGGUCUAUGAAUGCUAAUACCAGCCCCCCCCCCAUUUCUUAAUUUUAACUUUAUUUGAUUUGUAUUUGCUACUUAUUUUUUUGCAUAGUUCAGAGAAAUUGUUAUUCAGGAAGACAGUAUGUUAGUUUUGAGGCACACUAUGUAAAGCGUUGAAGCUUUUUGGUUUGAGAAUACCCUGUAAUAUACUUCCAAAAUAUGAAGUUUUAGGCUUAGGAUUCAAAGAAUUCAUUACUUAGAAUAACGGACUUUUUGGUAACAUUGAUUUUUGUAGAAAUUAACGAGAUAUUUGUAAGAAUUUUUUAUACGUUGGAUAAGAAAUAUUAAAUUCUUACAACAAAUAUAA